AUGAGUACCCGUUUCUCCACUCUCCGUCAGACAUGGAGUUCGCUUUCAAUCACCGAUAAGCUUCUACCUUUGGCCAUCAUACUUGCUAUGGUACUUGGGAUCUUACUUUCUGUGUAUGUUCCAUCAUCAAGAAAUGCCUUCAACGGCGCAGAAGUUGUAGGGGUCUCAGCUCCCUUAGCCGUAGGACUUAUCAUAAUGAUGCUUCCUCCCUUAUGUAAGGUUCGUUGGGAGUCCUUCUUUACGUUCUUCUCCAAUAAGAGAUACUUUCGGGCCAUGAUCACUUCAUUGGUGUUGAACUGGAUAGUUUGCCCCUUUCUAAUGUUUGGUUUAGCAUGGCUUACGUUGUUUGAUAAAAAGGAAUAUAGAAAUGGAAUAAUCAUGAUUGGGUUAGCCAGAUGUAUUGCCAUGGUGUUGUUAUGGAAUGAUAUUGCCGGUGGAGAUAUUGAUUUGUGUGCUAUGAUUGUUAUUGUUAAUAGUGUUCUUCAAAUCAUAUUGUAUGCUCCUUACCAGUUAUUCUUCUGUUAUGUUAUCACUGGAGAUUACCAUUCCAACGGAACAAACAGCAUUAGUUAUGGACUUGUUGCAAAGAGUGUUUUGUUUUUCCUAGGGGUGCCCUUAGGAUUUGGAUUGGUGGUAAGAUUCCUCGCACUUUUCACUGUUGGUUUAAAGACAUAUGAAAAGAAAAUCUUGCCCUUUAUUUCUCCCUGGGGAUUCAUUGGAUUAAUGUAUACGAUUAUUGUUAUCUUUAUUGAAAGAGGUAAUGAUUUCAUCAAAGAUAUAGGAUCUGGUCUUAGAUGUUUUGUACCCUUAACCCUUUAUUUUGCCAUCACUUGGUUUGGAACAUUCUUUGGAAUGCGUUGGUUAUUGGGUAAGAGUUUGUCAGUUUCCCCAACCAACACCAACCCCACAUCCACUGAACCUCAAAGUCCAGAAACUGAAAAAUUACUUUGUGGUUGUGAAGAUCAAGUUGAUGAGGAUAAUGAGAAAUGGACUUGGAAAUGUGGUGCAAGUUAUUCCGAAACUGUGACUCAAACAUUUACUGCAGCAUCUAAUAAUUUCGAGUUAAGUUUAGCUAUUGCUAUUUCGUUAUAUGGAUCUGGAAGUCGAGAAUCAAUCGCUGCAACUUUUGGACCAUUAUUGGAAGUUCCAAUCUUGAUAUCCCUUUGCUUUGUUGCUCAAUACUUUAAGAAUAAGUUCUUAUGGAGUGAUAUCGAUAGACAAGGUAACUCAACAGAUAUGCUCUCCAAAAUGACGGACUUUGAACGGGAAACAGAAAACGGUCAAAUCAACUUGGGUCAAUUGAUCGACCAUUUCCGGUUCUUACUUCAUUAUUGGAUCUGUUUCGCCAGUAUCACCUAUUUCGAAUCGGUGUUGGCCAUACAAUUGAUCCUAAACCUCGGAGGUCUAUUGGGUACAACUAUGACCAUCAUGAGUACCAUGUUUAAGUUAUGGCUCUUCUAUGGCCACGGAUGUUUAAUCAUCAACAAGUGUUACAUUGCUAGAAUUGGUGCAAGUCUCAUUGGGUCGCCCACGUUCUCUUUUACUAAACUAGAACAAAUCUGGAUAGACCCUGUUUCGAUGAUCAUCUUGUCGAGGAAGAACAUCUUGUUGAGAGCAUUGCUCGGUAUAUGUUCUGCUGUGUUUCCCAUCUACAUCAUCAACUCCAUCCACAGUUUUGUCUCUCGAAUGCCAUAUAACACGUCGUUCCUCGACUAUUCGUUAAGGGAGAUUUGUUAUAUGGACACCACUCAAGAUCUACACACUCAGUACAACGAGACUAUAGCCUUUAUUGGAGGCUUGGUUUCUUCAAUGGCCACAACCCCAAAGGUCAAAGAAAAAAGUUACCAGCAGUGUCAGCAGAAUCAUCAACUCCAGCAGCAACAGUACGGCCGUAAUCGUCCCAAAACGAGAUCGUUUUCAGACCCAGAAUGUGAGCCGGUGGUAUGGAAAACAAGGGGUAGAUCUAUUUCUUGUAAUGACCCAAAGAACAUUCCAUUCGCUCCUCCUCAGGGCUUUAGAGUGAAACAAAUAUACCCAGGCUCAAGGAUAUCAUCACCUGUUUCCUCUUUGGGAGAUUCACAGCGGUCAAUUCCGUCGAAUAAUGAAUUAUUGCACCCAAUGCCAGAACUGGGUGGUGUAAUGAAUCCUGAAACAAAUUCUAGACCUUCAAAAUUGUUUACCAUAAAUCGAGACUUCUUCCAACGGAAUAAACACAAGUUCUCCCUGCCUCCUACUAUCCUUAAUCCUACUGCUGUCAGAUUUGUUCGAGCUAAUACCGCUCCAUAUCCAGCAUAUGAUGUUUAA
Messenger RNA from Lizanozyma spartinae, 2304 nucleotides. It is a transcript of the gene ARR3, whose product is annotated as Arr3p. Gene Ontology annotation, cellular component: plasma membrane. The transcript has 2 exons. Gene Ontology annotation, biological process: antimonite transmembrane transport; arsenite transport. Gene Ontology annotation, molecular function: arsenite transmembrane transporter activity; antiporter activity; antimonite transmembrane transporter activity. The coding region runs from base 1 to 2304 and encodes 767 amino acids. The record is from RefSeq and is a predicted model, not a curated record. NCBI's taxonomy places the organism in Eukaryota, Fungi, Ascomycota, Pichiomycetes, Serinales, Debaryomycetaceae.